This is a messenger RNA of Spathaspora passalidarum NRRL Y-27907, 2418 nucleotides long. It is a transcript of the gene ERB1, whose product is annotated as Erb1p. Bases 1 to 2418 code for a protein of 805 amino acids. Gene Ontology annotation, cellular component: PeBoW complex; preribosome, large subunit precursor. NCBI's taxonomy places the organism in Eukaryota, Fungi, Ascomycota, Pichiomycetes, Serinales, Debaryomycetaceae. The transcript has a single exon. Gene Ontology annotation, biological process: ribosome biogenesis; maturation of LSU-rRNA from tricistronic rRNA transcript (SSU-rRNA, 5.8S rRNA, LSU-rRNA). The record is from RefSeq and is a predicted model, not a curated record. Gene Ontology annotation, molecular function: ribonucleoprotein complex binding; protein binding.
AUGGCCAAGUCAAAAGCAGCUCCUGCCAAGGAGACAGUCACCAAGAAGGAAAGUGUGACUAAAAAGAGAAAACCUGAAGAAGUCGAAGAAGAACCAGAAUCAGAUGAAGAAUUUCAAGUUGACGGAUUGAUUGAUGGUGAUGAUGAUUCAGAUGAGAGCGAAGAGGACGAAGAGGACGAAGAAGACGAAGAAGACGAAGAAGCCGACUCGGAAGAAGAAGAAGAUAAUGGCGACUUUGACUCUGAAGAAGAAUUAAAUAAACUCUUGGGCGAAGAAGAAGACCCCAGUGAUUAUUCCUCCGAUGAGUUUUCAGAUGAACCAAAAGAAGAAAUUUCUGGACUUCCCCUUAAAACUUUAUCCAUAAAUGAAAACGUCAAGAGCAAGUACUCUGAUGGAACCACCAGAAUAAUUAAACCGGAAAUCAACCCUGUGUACGAUUCAGACGACUCUGAUGCCGAGAACUUCAAUACUAUAGGAAAUAUUCCGUUGUCUGCCUACGAAGAAAUGCCCCACAUCGGUUACGACAUCAACGGAAAGAGAAUCAUGAGACCCGCCAAGGGAUCCGCUUUGGACCAAUUGUUGGAAAGUAUUGACUUGCCUGAAGGUUGGACAGGAUUAUUAGACCAAAACACCGGUACCUCUUUGAAAUUAACUGAUGAAGAAUUAGAAUUGAUUAGAAAGAUCCAACAGCAGGAAUCAACCGAUGAGAAUAUUAAUCCUUAUGAACCGCUCAUUGACUGGUUUACUAAGGAUCAGGAAAUCAUGCCCUUGACUGCCGUCCCUGAACCUAAACGUAGAUUCGUUCCUUCUAAACAUGAAGCUAAACGAGUAAUGAAGAUUGUCAGAGCUAUCAGAGAAGGUAGAAUCAUACCUCCUGACAAGGUCAAGAAGGAAUUGGAAGAAGAAGAAUUGAACUUCGAUUUAUGGAAGGACGAACAAGAAAUUCCUGACCAUAUCAUGAACUUACGUGCUCCUAAAUUACCUCCUCCAACCAACGAAGAGAGUUAUAACCCACCAGCAGAAUAUUUAAUGACCGAAGAAGAAAAAGAGAAAUGGUUAGCCGAAGACCCUCAGGAUCGUGAACGUAACUUUAUCCCGCAAAAGUACUCCUCAUUAAGACAAGUCCCAGGUUAUCAAGAUUCCGUGAGGGAAAGGUUUGAGAGAAGUUUAGAUUUGUACUUGGCUCCAAGAGUUCGUCACAAUAAACUUAAUAUUGACCCCGAUAGUUUGAUUCCGGAAUUGCCAUCCCCUAAGGACUUGCGUCCAUUCCCAAUCAAAUGUUCCACCGUGUACCAAGGACACACAGAAAAGAUUAGAACUAUUUCUAUAGACCCACAAGGAUUAUGGUUGGCUACUGGAUCUGACGAUGGUAGUGUCCGUAUCUGGGAAAUCUUGACUGGUAGACAAGUGUACAAGGUUCAAUUAAUAGACAAGGAAAUCAAUUCCGAUGACCAUAUUGAAAGUUUGGAAUGGAACCCCGAUUCGACCACAGGUAUUUUGGCUGUGUGUGUUGGUGAGCAUGUGUAUUUGUUAGUGCCACCGAUCUUUGGAUUUGAUAUUGAAAACAUUGGUAAAUUGAGAAUUGAAGCUGGUUGGGGGUACGAUACUUUUGGAAACAAAAAGCAAGAACUUAAAGUAAGUGGUGAGGAUGACGAGGAAGUCGACGACGAAGAAGAAGAAACCACUACUGAAAAGAAGAAGGAUGUUUCUAAAUGGUUCCCACCGAAUGCCGAACAAGCAACCAUGGGGAUCUCAGCCAUUAUCCAAUGUCGUAAAACCGUCAAGAAGAUAUCCUGGCACAGAAAGGGGGAUUAUUUCGUUACCGUGUCCCCAGAAAGUUCCAACACCGCUGUUUUAAUCCAUCAAUUGAGUAAGCAUUUGUCACAAUCGCCAUUCAAGAAGUCCAAGGGUAUAAUAAUGGAUGCGAAAUUCCAUCCAUUCAAGCCACAAUUGUUUGUUGCUUCACAAAGACAAGUCAAGAUUUACGACUUGGCCCAACAAGUGUUGAUCAAGAAGCUUAUGCCCGGUGUGCGUAUGUUGUCAUCUAUUGAUAUCCAUCCUCGUGGUGACAAUUUAUUGGCUUGUUCCUAUGAUAAGCGUGUGUUGUGGCAUGAUUUAGACUUGUCAUCUACCCCAUACAAGACAUUGAGAUAUCAUAACAAGGCCGUGAGAUCGAUCAAGUUCCACAAGGGAAACCUCCCACUUUUUGCAUCUGCUUCAGAUGAUGGUAACGUUCAUGUUUUCCAUGGGAUGGUGUAUGACGAUUUAAUGACCAAUCCAUUGUUGGUUCCUUUGAAGAAGUUGACUGGACAUAAGAUUAUUAACCAAAUUGGGAUUUUGGAUUUGGUGUGGCAUCCUAAGGAAGCUUGGUUGUUUAGUGCUGGUGCUGACGGAACUGCCAGAUUGUGGACUACAUAG